GUGUUGUCAAUGCAUCUGAUUAUUAGAGUAAUUGCUAAUCCAUAUGCGUAGCUGCAAUUUGAUUCAUAAUACGGAUUACAGUGUGUGUUGCAGUGGAUUUUAGAGUCUAUUUCGCUGCGUGACUGUCCUCAGCUGAGCAUCUAUGUGGAUUCUGGUGCUUUUGACAAGCAGCACUGUGAAUUUUGCAGUGUCUCUUGAGGAUUUGGUGUUUAUAUAAUCUCUCUCUCUCUCUACGCAGCAUUCAACGAACUUGAACUCGGAGAGGAAGCAAGCAGCCCACUUCCUAUCGUCAUGGCAACAGCAUGUGAAUGCGUUGAGCCAGAGAGAGAGAGAGAGAGAGGGAGAGUGGGAACAGCAUCCGAAGGCACGGCUCCGUCUCCAGAGCGAAUGACAGGUUCCCCAUUUUCAAGAAUAGCUUGAAGGAGCCAAUGGAAUAUUUCUCAUGAGAAAGUGCUGAACCGAAAUCCAAGAUGGAAAACACAACCCUGCUUUGUUCUGCCCAGGGCUGGUGCGGCCCAAACGUGUCCACCUUUUCAUCCGAGUGGGAUGAUAGCGUGAACUCGUUUCUGAUGGCACCUGACGUGAUCAAACCCCCUCCGCAGUUCCAGGAUCCAGAGGAUCCGAUCCAGGAAUCACCGGCAAACUCAAGACGGGAUAAAGACGGUGUGAGGAAAGAGCGUAGGAGUCGACCAACCAGUAACAUAGAGCUCCACAGACGCUCCUUGUCACUCUCCACUUCUGUCAAUCCCAACCCCGGUGUGGCGAGACGCCGAUGCGAAAGCUACGCGCUGUCGUAUCCCAGCAGCAGCUCGGAGGACAGCGACAGCAACUCUACCAGAAGAGGAGAGCGACUUCCCGAUGCCGUACCUCGAUCCCGAUCCCGAAGCAUCGUCCUCAAGAAGCCCAAAAGAAAACCAGCUCCACCGGUGCGAACCGUGUCCCUCCAAAGGCUCGCGGCGGAGCAUAAACAGGGACUUCACCUUGGGAGAAAAGACUCCCAAAGCAUCAAGACACUCCCAGAUCUCAUUCCAACCUCGAAGCAAGACGUCGGCAAGUGCAAGAAGCCAACGGAAGCGCCGUUGAACACAUCAGUCUCCGGUCACAGGGCCUUAAAUGAGCUUCGAUCCAGCGAACCGUGCAAGUCCUCCGUGGCGGCUCCAAUAAAUGAAUGUAUCUCGGAUGUAAACACAUCUCCGUCGUCGUCACACUCUUCCCAGCCCUCAAUCUCUUCGCCUUCAAAGCGCAACUCUCCAUCAAGCGGCUACGCAAGCCAGUGUGAAACACCAACUCAGUCGGUCCUGUCCUGUAGGAUGCGCCAUAAGCCUUCCGGCGUUAUUCCAGGCCAGAGAACCAGACACCGUAACGGGAGGCUUUCUCUUCAGUUUCCUGAAUUUCAACAACACACUCCCGAUCCAGAGCCUUCAGUUCAACCCAAAGUGAAUCGCCGUUACUCGGACAGCACUGAAUCCACCAGACCCAAGCAGAGGAUGAGUAACAGCAUGUUGAUAAUGCCUGUCGUUACCCAGGAGGACUUGAAUAAUGUGCGUUUACGGGCAGUCAGUAGCACUGAUCUGGAGAACGCGCCGGAAACUACAUCUGACAUUAUCGAGGAGGAGACUGGGAACAAUUUAAGCCCUACAAACAACCAAAAAGCCAAACCCCCAGUGGCUCCGAAGCCGCAGAGAAAUAAAUGGCCGCCCAAUGCUGUGGUUCAGCCACGUCUCGGAGCAACUUCUAAUGCAGAAACGCCAACGGUCAUCGCCGGUGCGAGAUCAGAAGACAUUUACGCAAUGGUUAGCAAAGCGAAACCAACAGGGACUGUGCCUUCACAAAGUACUGGACAAGCACAUCAUCUGUUUUUGGAAGGGUUGCCACAACCCCCGUGUGCUUUUGAGCCGCAGAAUCCAAAAGCGGUCCCCUUCAACACCGCCAGCUAUAGUAACCAAAUCCAUAAGAAGAGAAGAGCGCCACCACCUCCUCUGGCAAGGACUCCAGCUGUGGACAAUUCGCUUGAUCACAACUCAGAUGCUCUGAAGAGCCCAGACGAAGCCCAGUCGCCAUCAAACCUCUGCAAGUCUCCAAAGUCCCCGACCUCUGCAAGCCAAUAUCAUGUCACUUUAUAUGGCGUCAUUCCAACUUACCCUUCGGUCUCUGAGCAACAGCACUCAAGUGCACCAGGUCAUCCAACAAACAACGUAGAGAAGAGGGAGCGAAUGCCCGACCUUGGACCUUUACAAUUAGUAGGAGAGGAAGAUGAUGUAUUUCUUUACAAGUCCAAAUCUCAAACAACAGAGGAUCUAUUCACCAUAAUUCACAGGUCUAAACGAAAGGUCCUGGGUCGGAAAGACUCCUUUGAAAACAAACACGGUGACCCUGGCGCUCAGACACUCGGCAGCGGAGCGUCCAAGAUCAGCUCUCAAAAUGACAACUUCAUGGCUUUUCUGAGGAGGACGAGAAGCGCCAAGGCUGGUUGCAGUGAACGAAUCUCAGCCACAGAGCUGCUCAGAAGCUCCAAACCCUCUGUUACCAUUGCAGAAAACAUCACACAUUGCAAAAACAGCUAUGUACAGUCACACGGGCCAUAAAGUUGAGUUUUUUCGCCACAAUACCACGUUAAAGUUUCCGAAACAAUAUCAAAGUAUAAAAAAAAAACGAGCUCGUAAAUAUGCGUUUGGAUCCGAAGCACAACAUUAAGACGUUCAAAUCAUCUCUUCCUGAAACGUGCAUUGCUUUUUCAUUGUAUUGAAUGAUAACACAAUAGUUUGUAAAUUCAAAUAUAUCUUUACGUGUUAAUGUAAAUAUAAAUGUUUUAAGAGUUGAGAUGCUAUAAUAUUGCAGUUCUUGUCAUAAAGUUACUGAAUAUAAAUUCAUUAAUAAUUGGUUGUGUUUGGGCUUCCUGCCUUCCAUAACGAAGCAGAUUAUAUCAAUGACUGUUUUAAAAUGUUCCGCUGUAGACUUGCAGAUGUUCAGUAUAUUAAAUUGCUUUUCAGAAGUAA
Pimephales promelas (fathead minnow) is the source of this 2996-nucleotide messenger RNA. The record is from RefSeq and is a predicted model, not a curated record. NCBI's taxonomy places the organism in Eukaryota, Metazoa, Chordata, Actinopteri, Cypriniformes, Leuciscidae.